AUCUGUUACACUCCAUCCGAUCACAGGAAUAUUCUUAAACCCAGGGGAUCGGUUUUGAACAAAUAUCAGAUGUUUUUCUGUUCUACUGCCUCUUAACUAGCAGGGGUGCUCUGUCAAGUCGGCGGAGUUCUUCGACAUGCUGGAAAGGAUGCAGGUAAGACUCCUUCCAUCAUUCAGAUGAUCUUAUAAGUGCAUGUCCUCCUUUAGAAUAAGAUUCCUGUAAUAACAGUAUUCCUCCAAUAACUCUGUACUUUAGCUGAAGAGAAUUUGACUGUAUAAUAAUAUGAUCACAGCAUGUUUUUUUGCCCUUGAGUGCUGGCUAAGUGUUCUCUCUCCAGUGGACCAGUCCUGAAUUACUCUGAAUGAAUAAUUACACAUUCCAGCUCAUUUCAAACUCAUUGAUUUAGCCAGCACUUUUCUCUGUGGUGGGUCUUUGGGUGGGGGUUUGGUAGGAGCUCCACAGGGGCGAGAGACUGUGAACAGGACAUACUGACCUGUUAUAUAAGAGCAGCAUGAUUGUGUUGUUGUCAUCUUGUGUGUGUUUGUGAGAGUGUGUAGAUGAUGGGCAGCAGGUAGCUUAAGAUCAGCUGAUCAAUACUAUGUUGAGGCAGGAUUAAAGCCCUCGGUCUUCUUGUCCAGACCUCAGUAUGAAUGACAGAUCGAUGCAAAGGUUUGUCUGAAGGACUGAUGUCUCUCUCCAAUGGAUCAAAUGUACUUGUGAUGUUUUCGAUCAAAGAUGAAGAUUCCCAAAACUGAGGAGACUAAGAAAUACAAGGAUGACUACAUCCCUUACCCCCGGAUUGAGGAUGUCCUGGAGAAGGGUGGUCCCUACCCUCAGGUCAUUUUACCUCAGUUUGGUGGAUAUUGGAUUGAGGAUCCCGAGGCUCCGGUCGGGACGCCCACGUCCUCAGACAGCAGCUUCUGUGAGGAGGAGGAGGAUGGUCUGAGUCCCGGUGGAGGAGGAGGAGUAGGAGGAGGCUACAGGCUGGAGUGUAACAGCAUCUCACGGGCUUAUCGCAAACACUUUCUGGGCAAGGAGCACAUGAACUAUUACUGCACAGGCAGUAGUAUGGGACACCUCAUCAUGUCUCUGCAGUAUGAGGAGGCAGAUGGACAGGAGUCACUCCGCAUCAUGCUCAGGUCAAAAACAAAGACCCUUCAUGAGCGAAUCCCACUUGAAGGCCUCCUCCAGCUACCCAGCGUACCACAGAUAGCCAAGCUGCUCUGCGAUGAUGUCACCGGUCUGAAGUUCAACCCCGUCCUCUACCCUAGGGCCUCACAAAUGAUCGUCAGUUUUGAUGAGCACGAAGUGAACAACACUUUCAAGUUUGGAGUCAUCUAUCAGAAGUUUGGUCAGACGACAGAGGAAAGGCUGUUCGGGAACAAUGAGGAGACGCCAGCCUUUAUUGAAUUCCUCAGUGUUUUAGGAGACAAUAUUGAACUGCAGGAUUUUAAAGGGUUCAGAGGCGGUCUGGAUGUGUCUCAUGGGCAGACUGGAUCUGAGUCUGUCUAUACCACGUUCCGUCAGAGAGAAAUCAUGUUUCACGUUUCCACAAAACUCCCCUUUACAGAAGGAGACAUUCAGCAGCUCCAGAGGAAGAGACAUAUUGGCAAUGACAUUGUCGCAGCCGUCUUCCAGGAAGAGCCCACACCAUUCGUUCCUGAUAUGAUCGCAUCCAACUUCCUUCAUGCCUACGUGUUAGUGCAGGCAGAAAACCCCUGCACUGAUCACACCACGUACAAGGUGUCCGUCACAGCCAGAGAAGAUGUCCCUCCGUUCGGCCCCCCUCUUCCAAACCCUGCGGUCUUUAAGAAGGGUCCCGAGUUCCGGGAAUUUCUCCUGACAAAAUUGAUCAACGCAGAAAAUGCAUGCUGCAAGUCAGACAAGUUCGCCAAGCUAGAGGAGAGGACACGGGCAGCACUGUUAGAUAACCUUCACGAUGAACUGCACAGACAGACACAGGCCACAGUAGGACUGGGAUCAACUACAGAUGAAGAAAAGCUAGAAAAUGGAGGUCAUGGAGGGCUGCUGGAGUCUUUUAAGAGGGCCAUGCGUGUGAGGAGCCACUCUAUGGAGACGAUGGUGACUCAUAAACACAAGAGUCCUGGAGUGGUGGCAGGGGUCCCGUCCAGUGUGAGCGGUGGAGGACUCCAGCAGAAUAACAUGGAGUGCACCAAGAGCACCUUCACUCCUCCAGCGCUGUCUGCAAAAUCUCCAUUAAAGAGUCCAGUAAAGCGGCGCUCUGGUCUGUUCCCCAGACUGCACUCCAGCACAGAAAGUCCAACUGAGAAACAUCCAUCUCGCAGUGACCAAAAAGCAGAAGUGUUACCUCACUCGCAGGAUGUGAGGUCAGAGACGUCAUCCAAUCCGAGUUCACCAGAGAUCUGCCCAAGCAAAGAAAGGCCAUUUGUGAAGCUGAAAGAGUGUAGUGGCAGAGCUAAUAUCUCCCGAUCCUCCUCCAGUACCAGCAGCUUCAGCAGCACAGCAGGGGAGGGAGACGGACUGGAGGAGCUGGAAAUGAGCAGUCACCCCUCCACGGCCUCAUCUGUGUACAGUCCAUCUCUCAGCGUGGAGAGCCAGACCUCUGGAACGCCGCUGAUCAUGUGCCGCAGUCCCACAGAUGGAAAGAACAAAACUUCACCAAGGUCAAACUUGAAAUUCCGCUUUGACAAACUGAGCCACUCCACUGGUCAUUAGGUCAGACAGAAGCCACUGCAUGGACAAAAGGCAGUGACUUUGAAUGGAUUUUUAUAGAUUGGAGGAAAAAGGGACCAUUUUCUCUUGCUAAUGCAACAGUUAUCACUCUCCAACAUAAUACACAACUGAACACUAUUGUAAGAACUGAUCCUACAAACACACAAAAAUGGUUCAGAGGACAGAAAUGAACACCAGUCUUAGUAGAAAAAG
Sinocyclocheilus anshuiensis is the source of this 2908-nucleotide messenger RNA. RefSeq names its product rap1 GTPase-activating protein 2-like. The transcript is spliced from 23 exons. Gene Ontology annotation, biological process: regulation of small GTPase mediated signal transduction. The record is from RefSeq and is a predicted model, not a curated record. Gene Ontology annotation, molecular function: GTPase activator activity. Gene Ontology annotation, cellular component: cytoplasm; plasma membrane. Bases 737 to 2698 code for a protein of 653 amino acids. Lineage: Eukaryota; Metazoa; Chordata; Actinopteri; Cypriniformes; Cyprinidae.